AUGACACUAGAAAAGGCUCUCUGUGAUUUAGGAGCCAGCAUCAACUUGAUGCCUCUCUCAUUGAUGAAAAAGCUUGCAAUAGAGGAAGUCAAACCAACAAGAAUGUCACUUCAAAUGGCUGAUAGAUCACUCAAGAUACCUAAUGGAGUUGUAGAAAACUUGUUGGUGAAGAUUGGGGAAUUCAUCUUCCCUGCUAAUUUUGUCAUUUUAGACAUGGAAGAAGAAGGACACAACUCAAUCAUCUUGGGGCAAUCUUUCUUAGCAACAGAAAGAGCUAUCAUUGAUGUGGAGAAAGGUGAAAUGACCGACAGGGUACAUGAUGAAAAAAUGAUCAUCAAUGUCUUUAAAGUGAUGCAAUUCCCUCCUGAGAAAGAAAAGCAUAUGAGAGUGGAAAUGAUAGAAGACUUGGUGGAAGAAGUGUUUGAAACCAACGCCCAGGAGGAACAAGAAGAAGAAAUGAGAAUUGAUCAAGAUGUCUGGUACACGAAAUCGUGA
Arachis ipaensis is the source of this 495-nucleotide messenger RNA. RefSeq lists its product as uncharacterized. The record is from RefSeq and is a predicted model, not a curated record. Lineage: Eukaryota; Viridiplantae; Streptophyta; Magnoliopsida; Fabales; Fabaceae.